AAAUAUUAUUAAGCAAACAAAAAAAAAAAGUUGUAUUUGAAAAGCUUCGUGCGAGCGUAAUAAAAAUGCUUUAGGAGAGAAUUUUAAUUGAGAGCAUUUAAAGAGAUAUUGUGACCUUCAAUUUGAAAAGUUUCAAACAAGAGAGUGUAAAAAGAAAUGUCAAAAAGUGUUUGUGGGAAUACAAUGCGAUCAGCCAUUUAAAUAAUUUGUUUUUGUGUAUUUCCAUUUCGAAAAGAAUCGUCUCAAAAAUAAAUUUUAAUAAAGUUUUUGUAUAAGCGAACUAUUAGGAAAUAUUUACGUAGACUGCAAGUAAAUGAUGUCAUCAAAGUAAAAGUGAACAAUUAACAAAAGAAACUAAAGCAAAUUAACAUAAAGAUAAACAACGGCACGUACCAUUGGCAGUAAUAAUAAAAACAAUAACUAAAAUUGAAACUAUGGAAACAACAAAAACAUAUCUUAUGGAGAAAUAUAAUGGGUUAUGUAAUACAUUGGAACAGCAAACGAUUGGCACCGAAUUGGUAGCUUAUGGUGUGUCUGGCGUAUUGCUUUUGGUGGCUUAUGCAAAACGCAAACCCGCAUAUUUGGUGCGUCAAUUUAAAAAACCCUCGCACAUACCUGAACAAUUGAUUAAUGAGCGUGUAGUACAUACUGGCGUCAUUAAAGCCGUCCAACAACACAAUCAGGACACAAUAUUAUAUAUAAAUCAUCGUCCAUGGUUAUCAAUAUUCAUGAGCAGUAAAAGAGUAUUGCCAGUUAAACUGUCUGGUAUAAAAGUCAAUGGCAAUGGUUUUUCUUGGCUGCAAAAUUGCUUGGUGGGACGGGAAGCCACAUUUAUACCACUCACCAAAAGUAAAGCAGAUGAUUUUGUUAUAUGCCAAAUGUGUUUAGUUCAUCCACCAAAAAGUAAUAAAUUAAUCGAUAUUUCCGAAACUUUAAUUAAGUUGAGAUUUGCCAAUUAUGUCCAAGAUGGGGCAAAUGCUAAGAAAAAUGCAAAAUAUUACAAACAUUUACAAAAAGUUGAAGUUAAUACGAAAAGCAAGGAGUCAUGGUUUUCAUGGUUUGCGCGCUAUCCGUUUAUGUGGAAAGCUGUAUGUGAUCUCAGAGCUUCAGUGCUGCCAAAGCAAAAGUUGUUACCUGAAUUAGUGCGUUAAUACUGCGAAGUUUUGUUAAGCUUUA
Teleopsis dalmanni is the source of this 1176-nucleotide messenger RNA. RefSeq lists its product as uncharacterized. The record is from RefSeq and is a predicted model, not a curated record. The transcript is spliced from 2 exons. NCBI's taxonomy places the organism in Eukaryota, Metazoa, Arthropoda, Insecta, Diptera, Diopsidae. The coding region runs from base 435 to 1151 and encodes 238 amino acids.